This is a messenger RNA of Microdochium trichocladiopsis, 2460 nucleotides long. Its product is annotated as COG4 transport protein-domain-containing protein. The transcript has 2 exons. Lineage: Eukaryota; Fungi; Ascomycota; Sordariomycetes; Xylariales; Microdochiaceae. The record is from RefSeq and is a predicted model, not a curated record. Bases 1 to 2460 code for a protein of 819 amino acids.
AUGUCCGCCCUCAGCCUCCUGAACGGCGAUUCUCUUGCCCCUUCCCCAGGCGGUAUCGGCAAUGCUGCCUUGCCAGCUUGGAAGCCGAACAGCUCCAGCUCACCCUCGACCGGCCCCUCCAUUCACGAUGCAUCCUCCCUCGACGAUGUCCGCGCAACACUCGCCGCCCUACAUACACGGGAAUCAGCCGUUACGACGCGUCUGAAUGCCCUCUUGUCCUCACAAGCCGAUCUCUCCCGCGAAUUGGGCAGACUCGAUCUCUUGCGUGCAAACCUCGGCACACAGGUGAUCGCAACUCGAUCUAUAAGCAAUGGCAUGCUCUCUUCCGCCGCCGAGACAGCCGGACGGCUCUCAAAUCGUGUCAAGGAGCUCGAUCUGGAGAAGGACAGAGUCCAGCAGACGCUCCGAGUAGUAGAGCAAGUGGCAGAACUCAAGGCAUGCGUGCAUGGCGUGGUUGGCAGCAUGGGAGCACCGCAGGACUGGGAGGCUGCUGCCGGAUACAUUGCACGUGCAAGCAAGGUUCCUGAGCAAAUCAUCCAGGGCGGCUUUGCUUCGACAAUGGUGCCCAGCGUUGAAGUUCCUGAUGCGCCGUGGAUCACGCUGGAGAAUGCGAAAGAGAGUCUCUGCGGACUGUUUUUGCGCGAGUUUGAGAAGGCCGCAAACGAGGGCGAUGGGGCUAAGGUGACACGCUUCUUCAAGCUGUUCCCCUUGAUAGGCCGAGGAGACGUGGGCCUGGACGUUUAUGGCAGAUAUGUUUGUCAGGGUGUUGCCGGCACAGCACGAGCAACACUAAAAGAGAUGCCCGGACAAACAGACCGAAAGGACGGGUUCUUCUACGCCAACUCCCUGACGAAACUGUUUGAGCACAUCGCACAGAUUGUCGAGGGUCAUGGGGGCCUUGUAGAGCGACAUUAUGGCGAAGGGAAAAUGGUCAAGGUCGUCGAGAGGCUCCAGAUGGAGGCUGACAUACAAGGCGGAAUCAUUCUGGACACCUGGAGCGAUGAGCGCACUGUUGACAGGAGAUUGACGGACGUGAAAAGUUACCCGUUCUCUUUUCUGGUACAGAGCUUCUUACCGGCACAGAGGGGCAUGGGUGGCACGCCACGGACGAGCUCACCAGCUGUCGGCAGCGGUGCCAAUCCCCGAACAAGCGAAGACGAAGGCGUCAACAUGAAGGAGAUCGACGGUCUUCUCAAUGAGAUUUCAGUGAUGCUUGCUCGCUGGUCACUAUAUUCCAGAUUUCUCGCUGGCAAAUGUCAAUCACCAAAUGCCGCCCAGGACGACGCAUUGUCCGUACCAGAGCUGCUUUCGAGCUCAAAUCUCCACAGAAAGGUAGCGGCAAAACUCGUCACACCGUAUAAUGUGAUGUCGACUUUCUUCUUCCGAAGAUCUGUGGAGAAGGCAUUCCAACUGGACGAGUCCCCUUCGGGCCUCUCGCUGAAUCCCAACAAGCCACUCGAUGGAAACGCCCCGUUCAUAAUAUCAGCCGUUGAUGACGUAAUGUACAUCGUCAGCGCUGUCAUACAACGCUGCUUGGCUACAUCUCAGAGAGAUGUGGUCGCAUCAGUCAUUCCUACGAUUGGCCGAGUCCUGGGGUCAGACUUUAUCGGCAUGGUUCAAAGAAAGAUGCGGGAUGAAUCAUACCCCAAACCUCUUGUGCAAGGAGGAUUUCCUCCCGAGGAUAAGAUAAUAUCGUUCAUCGUGUUGAUCAACAGUCUUGACGUAUCAAAUGACUAUCUCUCACGCAUCAUAGACUCCCGGCUGGAGCAGCAGACGGAGCAAGCGAACGGUUCUGGGCCUGUACCGCAUCCGCUUGCCACAUCAUUCCCGUUCGAGCAAGACGUUAAAUUUGUCACUUCGGCGCUUGCCAACCUCAACUCAACAUUUUCGUCCAAAACAUCAGAAUUGCUUUCUGAUGGAUUGCUGGUCUUGUUCAACAAUGUUAUCAAGCCACGGUUGCGGCCUGUCCUGACAGAGACCUUCAGAGACGUUGACUACGGUCUCACAGAAGAUGAGCUGGCUGAGAUUGCUCAGCAGAACGAUGAGGAUGAGGAUACUCUCCUGGACCAAGUGCCGCGACGAUUCGAGCAUGGAUGGGAAGCACUCAUGAAGCCCAUUUCACGUCUCAUGACACCCAAGACUUAUGGCAUAAUCAUGGACAGCACAGCCAAGUAUCUCGCUCAAGCACUGGAGAAAAGAGUCACAAGCUACGGAAGCCGGGCGAACCCGUAUGGUGCAAUCCGCAUGGAGAGAGAUUUUUCAGGAAUUGUCAGCGUUGUAGCCAGGGGCAACUACGGCGCCCGCGAGCUGUUUGCUAGAGUCACGCAAACCCUCAUGGUCAUCAAUAUGGAGGAAGAGGAAUGGGAAGAGCUUGGAGGUGAGGAUGUUGAAGACGGAAUCGAGUGGGUUCUGUCCGAAGACGAAAGGAGGAGAGCGCGAAAUCUCGUUAAGGAAUACUGA